CAUAGCACUCCUGAUCAGCCUCUCCUCCAAGCAAACUAACUGGAGCUAGGCUGCAGGCAACAGGGUGUCUGUUAGCACAGCUCUUGCUGGGUGGAAACUACACAGCUGGGCCCUCUUGACAAGGGAGGUCUUUCCAUUAUCAGCUACCUCUAAUGCUUGCUUGGAGAGGUGGUACCCUCAUGGUAGGGACAUUUGGCAAGAUCUGGAGUGUCAGUUACAGCACAAGUAAAACUUCCUAAUUGCAUGUGAAGUCUUGGCCUCCACCAACACCUCUGUUAUAUGCUGGCAAGCUGCGUUGUGUGGAUCCCUGGUGUGCUCAUUGGUCAUAAGCUCACACGUGUUUGAUAUAUAAUCUCCACUUUUUUUAAAGGCAAGAGAAAUAGGAGUUUCAGUUCCUCUGUCCUCCCCUCAGAGCCCUCUUGUCCAGCUGCAGUUUAGUGGUGGAUGCAGGUGCUUUUUGGCAAGGGUUUGGUGUGUAGCAAACAGAAGCUCAGAAGCACUCAGGAUGCUCCUCCUGGCCUGUUUCCUCUGCACACCCACGCCAGCUCUGCUGUGAGGUUUCCCUCAGAGGGGAUGCGGAUGCACUCUUGGUAGCUGGCUUCCGUGUUUAAGAUGAGCAUGUGCUGCUCAAAAGCAUGUCUGCCUCUGGAUGCUCCUUGCAGCAGCGGCUGCAGCUUAAUUUCCCCCCAGGGGAGCGAGGCACAGCCUAUGGAACUGCGAGGGAUUGUCAAAGCCUUUCCCAAGAGGAAGAAGCAGAGUGGCUGAAACCAGUCACUGCCUACGUGUUGCAAGCUGGCAUCGGCCAAGCUAGGGCAGAGAUCUUCCACAAGCAGAUUGUCCAGAAUGGGGGAUACGUACGCAACUGUCUCUGCUCGGAGGUGACGCACGUCAUUGUAGCUGAAGAUAUGGACUGCGACCGGGCCUUCCGGCUCCUGAAAUUGGCCAAGCUGCCUUCGAGCUUGCAGCUGGUGAAGGCAUCCUGGCUCAGUGAUUGCAUUAGAGAUCAGAAGCUGCUGAAUACCGCUGGCUACAGCGUCUUUAUCCCUCGGAGGUACCGGGAAGAGGGAGAACAGCAGCAGCAGCAGCAGCUCAUGGGCAAUGGAGAAAGCCAGUCCUUGAUGGUGGAGAGCACAGCAGAACCAAAUACUAAAGCACAAGUGGGGGAUUCCUCACAGCAAAACCUAGGCAGCCUUUCACAGCAGCAACCAUCUGAGAAAGUCUAUGACGAUGAAGACAGCGAAGAAGAUGCUAGUGUCACUCAGGGAGAUCUGGAAGCGCUGAUUUCUGGCCGCUAUCCUGUGAAAUCAUCAGAGGAGACCAGCGGCAGCUCUACCGCAGUGGCCCAGCCUGCCAGCAAGUGGGUUUGUGCACAGUCCUCCAACAGCAAGAAGGAGAAUCACAACCAGUGCAUCACAGAGAAGCUGGAAGUGCUGGCAAAAGCCUAUUCUGUCCAGGGGGACAAGUGGAGAGCUCUGGGUUAUGCUAAAGCCAUCAAUGCACUCAAAAGCUACCACAAACCAGUCACCUCCUACCAGGAAGCCUGUAAGAUUCCUGGGAUUGGGAAGCGAAUGGCAGAGAAGAUCCUGGAGAUCUUGGAGAGUGGACACCUGCGCAAGCUGGAUCAUAUCAGUGAGAGCGUGCCUGUGCUGGAGCUCUUUUCCAACAUCUGGGGAGCAGGGGUCAAAACAGCUCAGAUGUGGUACCAGCAGGGGUUCCGGACGCUGGAUGAUAUCCGCACAAAGGCGUCUCUCACCAGCCAGCAAGCUGUGGGCCUGAAGCACUACGAGGAUUUCCUGCAGCGCAUGCCUCGGGAGGAAGCUGCAGAAAUAGAGCAGACUGUCAGACAAGCAGCCCUGGCCCUGAAGCCUGGGCUUGUGUGUGUGGCAUGUGGCUCCUACCGUCGGGGGAAGGCCACCUGCGGAGAUGUGGACGUGCUGGUCACUCACCCGGAUGGUCAGUCUCACCGUGGGCUGUUCAGCAAGCUGCUUGACAGCCUCCACGAGAGUGGCUUCCUUACAGAUGACCUAGUGAGUCAGGAGGACAACGGUGAUCAGAAGAAGUAUCUGGGGGUGUGCCGCCUUCCCGGGCCAGCCCGUCGCCACCGGCGCCUGGACAUCAUCGUGGUGCCUUACAGUGAGUUUGCCUGCGCCCUGCUCUACUUCACCGGCUCGGCUCACUUCAACCGCUCCAUGCGCGCCCUGGCCAAGACCAAGGGCAUGAGCCUCUCAGAGCAUGCCCUCAGCAUGGCUGUGGUGCGAGGCCCUGGUGGUGUCAAGGUGGCCUCUGGCCAUGCUCUGCCCACCCCGACGGAGAGAGACGUCUUCAUUCAGCUGGGGCUGCCUUACCGAGAGCCCUCGGAACGGGACUGGUGACACCCUGUUGUCGCCCAGCGCUCCGAGCCCCACGCUGUGCUGCUUUUUUGAAGGGUGCUGGCUUCCCCGGUGCUGUUCUGUGGUGACUGUGAACUGGGCAACGUGUCCCAGCAAACUGGGGCUCCUUGCAAACUGGGGCCCUGCUGCUAGCAGAGCUUUGUGGCUUCACCCAGCAGAGGGCGUGGUCUGGAAGCGGGCUGGGAUCAGGCUGGAAGGGCUGCCCGGUGUCACACGCGUCUGCCUGUGCCCAGCUCUCAGGCACCCCCUGGCUACUGAAGGGGCUCACUGCCCGCCGGCUAACCCUGGCCUGGCUCUCCCUAGGGAAGCUCCAGGAGGUUGACCUGGAGAAACCUUACGAUGAAAGCCGUCCUGGUGCUUGGGGACUGGGGAAGAGGGAUGCAUCUUCCUCUCUGUCUGAGCACAGAUGCCCCAUAAUCUCUGUCCUGAGCUGUGUAUGAAGGCAGCAGGGGUCUGGCCUGGCCUGGAAACAAGCCCCUUUCCUCUGCUCACUGCUGUUGGCAACUGCUGCUCCGGGAAUUGCGAAGGGUUCCCCUGUGCUGCUGCCAUGUCCUCCCUCUGUCUGACUUGUGUCCCGCAAUGGGUGCACUCAUUGUGCAGUGCCAGGCAGCUUCCCCUGGUGCCAAGUAAGCCCUGAGGAAUGCGUAAGAACCCACUGUGCCGUGUCUGUGUGUUCUCAGUUUGUCAUGUGCUGAGCAUCCUGCAGUGCAGAGUGCUGUGAUCCUCCUGGCCUGGGCACACGGGCUCCUUUCCCCUUGGUGCAGGAAAGGAGUGGCCCUUGGGCUUCAGGGUAACUGUGCUCAGGCUUGUAACGACGCUGAAUGUAACCCGGUAGGACUGUGUGUUUGGCGCAUACAAGGCAUGGAGGCAGAGAGAAACGUGGAUAAUUCAGUGUUAAUCUGGGCAAAGCAGAGCUUUCCCAUUUUGUGUGUGUGGUAUCCAGGAAGUCACCUGGUCUGUAUCAGAGCAAGUGUGUGUGUGUGUGUGUGUGUGUGUGUGUGUACAUGUACAGGUGUGCUACCCCCUUCUAUUCCAAGGGAGUGAAUUUUAUUUCUCAGGAAAGCUCAACUAUUUUUGUAUUUUGGAGAUGAAUUUCACAGAGGCUUUCAGUGCUCCGCAGCAUCAGCUGCUGGUGAGGCCAGGGUGGUUGUUCCUGCCCCAGUCUCUGGGGCUGACCUGGCCUUACGCUCCCUUGUCAUGUGGGGGACCUGGCUCCCCCCACUCUGCACUUUGCUGCGUCUUUGUCAAGUGCAGGGAUGAGCUGUGUUUGCUGCCGGGGCAGGCACUAGGGCCUCAAACCUGGCAGCUGUGUCAGCCCAGCCCUUCUACAGAACACUUGGUGGAAAUGAAUGUCUUCUGGCGUGUCUUGGUGCUUUGAAACAUAAAGUACAAUAAAUCCCUUAUCUCUUUUUCCUUGA
Messenger RNA from Numida meleagris (helmeted guineafowl), 3808 nucleotides. RefSeq names its product DNA polymerase lambda (gene POLL). NCBI's taxonomy places the organism in Eukaryota, Metazoa, Chordata, Aves, Galliformes, Numididae. Gene Ontology annotation, biological process: double-strand break repair via nonhomologous end joining. The record is from RefSeq and is a predicted model, not a curated record. The transcript has 9 exons. Gene Ontology annotation, molecular function: DNA binding; DNA-directed DNA polymerase activity. Gene Ontology annotation, cellular component: nucleus. The coding region runs from base 636 to 2372 and encodes 578 amino acids.